This is a messenger RNA of Bipolaris maydis ATCC 48331, 1334 nucleotides long. Its product is annotated as von willebrand factor. The record is from RefSeq and is a predicted model, not a curated record. NCBI's taxonomy places the organism in Eukaryota, Fungi, Ascomycota, Dothideomycetes, Pleosporales, Pleosporaceae.
CAAGGGCCUUAGUUAGGAAACUGCAAACAGUCUUACCUAAUUGCUCUUGCCACGUUUGUUGGCCUAAGCUCAAUGGCGUUUUCACUUCCUUCUCAGUACUGCAGAACUCCUACCAACUCUUCGGAUCACCCUUCACUCCACCUACAACCCCAAUCACCUUUACAGCGAGGAAGUAUGCUCGGCAAGGUCAAAAGGGCUUUUUCGACGCGCAAGUCAUCGACUUCGAGUAAUGAUCAUUCGGCGCGAGGGACAGCGGUCACGGGUCAGACACUGAACAACACGUUUACAGCUGCGCCGGUCAGCCCCAAAAGGGCUGGAUCCCGUAACAGCGGCCUCGCACCACCACCUUCGGCUGCUAGCCCAUUUACCUCCCCAUCACCAGCUACAAGAAGGCCAGGUAGCACAGCGAUGAACGCCUCGGGAUCUAACAACGAAGCCCCGCCGGCCUAUACACCAGGCCCAGCUCAAAAUGCAAGCGCAUUCCAGUCAUCGUCUAUAACAACGACUUCAGACUCUGACCCCUACGCUUUCCUUAGGAGCUUUGAUACUAUUUUCUUGAUCAUUGUCAUCACCGAUGGUGAGCCCUCUGACGAUGUUGAGUCUCCCAUUAUUCAGACUGCCAAGAAGCUUGAUAAGCUCGACGCGCCUGCCUGGCAAGUCGGUAUCCAGUUCUUCCAGGUGGGCCGGGAGCCCGGUGCGCGUGAACAUCUCAAGCAGCUUGAUGACGGGCUUGCCGAAUUGGCCGAGGACGAUAAUCUUAGAGAUAUUGUGGAUACCGUUCCUUUUAGUGGUGCAGAAGGCGAGUCACUGACUGCAGCGGGUAUUCUCAAGGUGGUCAUGGGUGCAGUUCACCGCAGGUUGGACAGAAACUCCAGGGAUCUGCACAGGAAGUAGGGAUUCUCCCAACUUCCCCUCCAAGCAGUUGCAUGACUGGUGUUGCAGAUGGUUGUAUGGGCUUUGCGAGAAGCAUAUGUGGGGGAGGGUGUCGUGUCUGCCUUGCAAUAGUCAACACUGCGGGGUACCACUACCAGAAUACAUUGGCAUAUACGUUUUCCAGAUAUGAAUCCUGGCGCUUAUCGGGUGGGUCUGAUUGCUGUCUCUAUGGCGUUUGUGGGGAAGUACAUGGGAUCGUAGGUCUCCUUUUUGGGCUUCAGGCGCAUGCAUAUGAUACCCCCCUUUUUCUCUGCUGCAUGGAACUGCAGGCAAUACAAAUUGGGAGGCGGUCUGCUUUUUUCAAAGGUAACUAUUAGAUUUUUAUGUCUUUGGAGUUUAGGGAUCGAGCAAAGUUUCUCUGCUCGAGUAGUAGUUUGGUUAAUUCAUCCAUUCGUUCACCA